UCCACAGUGUUAGUAGAAUAGUCUGAGCAUCGGAAUAAAGACAGAACGAACUUGAGAGUUUUUAGCGAACAUUAAGAUUAAGACUAUUUAACACAUGGAAUAAAUUGGAGAAUUAAAGAAGAAAUAACGGGACAACGAAGCUCUUCAACUUAUCCAUCUGUGACUUAUUUAUUUUAUUCAGAUUUCUGGGGUUUCAAGAUGAAGCUGACAGGAGUCUUUCUCCUUUUGGUGCUUUGGAAUUGUGAGGGCAGCAGGGUGGCAGAGAGUAGAGAUGAUAACAGUGUAUACGACCUAUUCGAGCUUGUGAAAGUGAACAAAAGGCACCAAGGAGUUACCUUGGUAAAAGGCGCAGAUCCRUACAGCCCAGCCUAUAAGAUACUGAACGCAGACCUGAUCCCCCCGGUUCCCGAGAUCUCCUUCAGGGACCUCAUUGAUUCGAUACAAGCUGAGAGGGGAUUCCUUCUCCUGGUCAACUUCAAGCAGUUCAAGAAAACCAGGGGCAGUCUUUUGACUGUGGAGAAGGAUGACGGAUCAGGACCGAUAUUCGAAAUCAUUUCUAAUGGCAAGGCGCAAACUCUGGAUGUGGUAUACUCUACCGGGAACAAGCAACAGGUAGUGUCCAUAGAAGAUGCGGAUCUAGCGACUGGACACUGGAAGAAUAUCACGCUGUUCAUUCAGGAGGAUCGUGCCCAGCUGUUCGUCGGGUGUGAAGAGAUCAAUAUAUCAGAAAUGGAUGUGCCCAUCCAAAAGGUCCUGACGCAUGAGGUUGCCGACAUUGCCCGUCUGAGGAUCGGAAAAGGAGCUGUGAAAGAUAGAUUUAUGGGAGUGCUUCAGAACGUGCGCUUCGUUUUUGGAACCACUUUGGAGGCGAUUUUACGCAAUAAGGGAUGCCAAAACUCUGCAACUUUGACUGAUGUCAUGACACUGGACAACCCAGUAAAUGGGUCCAGCCCAGCAAUAAGGUCUGAUUACACUGGCCACAAAACCAAAGAUAUUCAGCAAGUCUGUGGUUUUUCCUGUGAGGAUAUCACCAGCAUGUUCAAGGAGCUCAAGGGCCUUGGUGUGAUUGUUAAGCAGCUGUCAAAUGAGCUCAACAGAGUGAAUAAGGAGAGCACUCUGCUCAUGAACCAGAUGAACAUCCACAGUGGGAUCUGUCUUCACAACGGCAUUGUGCACAAGGACAAAGAAGAGUGGACUGUGGACGACUGCACAGAGUGUACCUGCCAGAACUCUGCCACUGUGUGUCGCAAAAUCUCUUGCCCCCUGAUGCCCUGUGCCAACGCCACCGUGCCUGAUGGAGAGUGCUGCCCACGUUGUGGAAACCCGAGUGACUAUGCUGAGGAUGGCUGGUCCCCCUGGUCUGAAUGGACCCAUUGUUCUGUGUCUUGUGGACGGGGUAUCCAGCAGCGAGGUCGCUCCUGCGACCGCAUCAACAGCAACUGCGAAGGCACUUCUGUGCAGACCCGCGACUGCUACCCUCAGGAAUGUGACAAGCGCUUUAAGCAGGAUGGUGGCUGGAGCCACUGGUCUCCCUGGUCCUCCUGCUCUGUGACCUGUGGUGAGGGAGUCAUCACCCGAAUCCGCCUCUGCAACUCCCCCACUCCCCAGAUGGGAGGCAGAGACUGCCAAGGACAGGGCCGAGAGACAGAGGUCUGCCAGGAAUCACCUUGUCCAAUUAACGGAGGCUGGGGACCCUGGUCUCUGUGGGACACCUGUUCUGUCACCUGUGGAGGUGGACUCCAGACUCGCCAGCGUCUCUGUAACAACCCCGCCCCCAAGUACAAAGGGAAGGAAUGUCAGGGUGACACCAAAACAUCCCAAUUGUGUGGCAAAGAGGACUGCCCUAUCAAUGGCUGUCUGUCCAACCCGUGCUUUGKUGGAGCUAAGUGUACCAGCUUUGAUGAUGGUUCCUGGAAGUGUGGCUCAUGCCCAGUGGGCUACACCGGAGACGGCAUCAACUGCAAGGACAUCGACGAGUGCAAGGAGGUCCCUGAUGCGUGCUUCACACUCAACGGAGUCCACCGCUGUGAGAACACUGAGCCUGGCUACAACUGCCUUGCCUGRCCCACUCGCUACUCAGGACCACAGCCCUUCGGGAGGGGAGUGGAGCAGGCCACAGCCAAGAAACAGGUGUGCACACCCCGUAACCCCUGCCAAGACGGCAGCCAUGAUUGCAACAAGAAUGCUAACUGUAUCUACCUGGGUCAGUUCAGCGACACCAUGUUCCGCUGUGAGUGCAAACCUGGUUACGCUGGCAAUGGCCACAUCUGUGGAGAUGACACCGACCUGGAUGGAUGGCCCAACAAAGACCUCCUGUGUGUGGAGAACGCCACCUACCACUGCAAGAAAGACAACUGUCCAAACCUUCCCAACUCUGGGCAGGAGGACCAUGACAAAGAUGGGCUUGGUGACGCUUGCGAUSACGAUGAUGACAACGAUGGGAUCCCUGAUGAUAGGGACAACUGCCCAAUGGUCUACAACCCAGCUCAGUAUGAUGUGGACACAGAUGACGUUGGUGAUCGCUGUGAUAACUGUGUGCAUGAGAGCAACCCUGACCAAGUCGACACAGACAACAACGGAGAGGGAGAUGCCUGUGCUAUUGACAUUGACGGUGAUGGUAUUCUAAAUGAGAGGGACAACUGCCCCUAUGUCUACAAUGUGGACCAGAGAGACACUGACGGGGACGGAGUGGGAGACCACUGUGACAACUGCCCUCUUGAGCACAACCCAGACCAGAUUGACUCUGACUCAGAUCGUGUGGGAGACAAGUGCGACAACAACCAGGACAUUGAUGAGGACGGUCAUCAGAACAACUUGGACAACUGUCCCUAUAUCCCCAACGCCAACCAGGCCGACCACGACAAAGAUGGCAAGGGUGACGCCUGCGACCACGAUGACGACAACGACGGUAUCCCUGACGACAAGGACAACUGCAGGCUGGCCUUUAACCCUGACCAGCUGGACUCUGAUGGUGAUGGUCGUGGAGAUGUUUGCAAAGAUGACUUUGACCAAGACAACAUACUUGAUAUCUACGAUGUGUGCCCUGAGAACUUUGCCAUCAGCGAGACGGACUUCCGCAGGUUCCAGAUGGUACCGCUGGACCCCAAGGGCACCUCCCAGAUCGACCCCAACUGGGUGGUCCGCCACCAGGGCAAAGAGCUGGUGCAGACUGUCAACUGUGACCCUGGCAUCGCUGUUGGGUUCGAUGAGUUUAACGCAGUGGACUUCAGUGGAACGUUCUUCAUCAACACAGACAGGGAUGAUGACUACGCUGGCUUUGUGUUUGGCUACCAGUCCAGCUCCAGGUUCUAUGUGGUGAUGUGGAAGCAGAUCACACAGACCUACUGGUCCCACACCCCGACCAGAGCUCAGGGCUACUCUGGAGUGUCCAUUAAAGUAGUCAACUCCACCACAGGACCUGGGGAGCAUCUGAGGAACGCCCUUUGGCACACCGGUGACACUGCUGGACAGGUACGUACUCUGUGGCACGACCCCAAGAACAUUGGCUGGAAAGACUACACCGCCUACAGAUGGCACCUGGUCCACAGGCCCAAGUCUGGACUCAUCAGAGUUGUGAUGUAUGAAGGCAAGAGAAUCAUGGCCGAUUCUGGAAAUAUCUACGACAAGACUUAUGCUGGUGGCAGACUAGGCAUGUAUGUCUUCUCUCAGGAGAUGACAUACUUCUCAGACCUCAAAUACGAAUGCAGAGAUUCUUAAAUUAGACCAGAGAGAGGCUCUUAGAAGAAUGUAUCUACCUGCUCAAAUAUACAUGUAACGUAUGACCUGGGACCAUAUCUUUAUUACUCUUUACUUUGUGACGUGCACAUUGGUGGAAUGGAGAGCGAGUGUGCAGCAUUGAGGCAGACUGACCUCAGGACAUAGGCCAACUGACUGCCCUGUGAUGACUAGACCCCUGCACUAACAGCAGGUUGAGCAUAACUUUGCUCAGUGAAGAAAUCGGUCUCUCUCCGUCUCUGAAGUMUCUGUUUCUCUAGCUGUACUCAGACCCAUAUCUCUGCACUUCUGAACUAGUUGGUAUCCCUCUCUGGAUGGAGGUCCAAAGGGAAGAGUAUUUUCUUUAUUUUUGAGCAUUACUUCAGAUCUGCUGUGGACUCAAAAGGACUUGAGUUGUUUCCAAAUGAAGAAAGCAGUAGAUGUUCUACAAAUGGGCCAGAGAUACCUGCUGAAGGAACUGUGGAGGCACCAUGGACAGUAUGGAUUGACUGUUACCAUCAAAGAGAGUGAAUGCUACCCAUGAAGAGCUUUGUGAUAAAGGCACCUAAGCCAAUUGUAGUCAAUGCAUUAGCAAUUUCAAAUUCUAGAUAACUAGAGUCUAGAAAUAGUUAUAUUCGGUAACUAAUUGGCUUUUAGUAGACACUUGAAGUUCAGCUCAGUAUGAAGUAUGUCCUCAGGGUUUGACCAGGCUUGCCAAGUGGUUUUCAGGAAAGAACUCUAGAUGAUAUAUGGAAGGAGCAUAGAACCAGGACUUGCACCAAAAGCCAAUAUAGACUACUAGCGAACAACAACACAAUUGCUAUUUCGCCAGAAUUCCAGGAAGAUAUUUUUUGUUUUCUCUCAUCUUAGUAUAGACAUAAGUGGAGGGACAAAAACCACAUGGGUCAGUCUAACCUGCCUUAAAAGGACUAUGGUUACUAAGGUUGUAUAUAACUUAUUACAUAUUUUGUUUGUUACCAUUUGAGAGUAUUGACACAUGAUCCUAGAGUUAGGAUAUCUCUUGUCUUUUUUCAUCUCUGUGUCUUAUUUUCAUAGAAACCUGUUCUAAAUAAUUGAAAUCUUGAAACCGGGAUAAAUCCCUCUAAAAAGUCCUCUAAUAACAGUGUUCAGUACUAUCAGUAUUAUCCCUCACACCAACCUUCCAAAAUAGACUAAUUAGGUGUCGUUUAAAUCUCAUUGUUCUUUUGCACAGUAUGUCUGACUUGUGUGCUUGAGAAUGUGUGUACAUUUCUGAUGGUAAAAACAAAGGAAAACCUUUAUGUACAAAUAUUACCUCAUUCUUUUUUUAUUGAAACCAACAAAACAUGAUAGUACCUUUUUAGCAGCAGAAUUUGGUUGGCUUUUUUGUGUGUGUUUCACUGUAGUACAAUCAUUUGUAUGCUGUAAGAUAUUUUUGUWGCAGAAAAUUCCUCAACAAGAAAGCAAUUGAUAAAAACGUUUUCAUAAAUAUGGUGUGCUUUAUGUAUGUCCUGUGCAUUUGUAAUGGAUAAAUUAUUGUUAGGAUUGUCUGUUCUAUGUUAAGAGGUUAUUUCAUAUGUGUAGAUAAAUGCUAUUUAAAUAAUUUAUCAAGAAACGUGACCUGUGUUUCUGUUUGUAUAAACUUGUUUGCACACUGACAUGAGGAUAUCUUUGAAUAUUGUUUUGUUUUGUAUAUUUCCUUUCUUUUUUUACUGUUAGUGAUGCUCGUCUAUAAAAAAAAUUACCAUAGUUUUACUCCCCAAAUGUUGUUUCUACUUCUGUCAGUUAUUUUGUAAUCUCAACCAAACAAUAAAUACACAAGGGAAAAA
This is a messenger RNA of Salvelinus sp. IW2-2015, 5522 nucleotides long. Its product is annotated as thrombospondin-1. Lineage: Eukaryota; Metazoa; Chordata; Actinopteri; Salmoniformes; Salmonidae. The record is from RefSeq and is a predicted model, not a curated record. Gene Ontology annotation, cellular component: extracellular region. Gene Ontology annotation, biological process: negative regulation of angiogenesis; cell adhesion. Gene Ontology annotation, molecular function: protein binding; calcium ion binding.